GGCCUUGACUCCACUCCGCGUCCCCACCCAGGGCCGGGGCGUGGCGAUGAAGGGCGGCCGCAAUCCUAAGCGGGCCCCCGGCGGACCUGGUGAGGCCGGGUCAGAUGGACGGCAGGGCAGGGGAGGAGCCAGCCGGGCCCGGAGGGUUUGGCCCUGGUUAGGGAGCCUGGGGAGCAUGGGGCCCGCAAUGCGGAGGCCGCUGCCUCGCGUGCGCCCCCUGCCGGGGGACUCGUACCUGUCCUGGGGUGGAUGCCAGCCCUUCGCCCCAGCAGACCGCCCCCUGGUUCCAGCUUACGCCCCGUGCCGCCCUGGGCGCCUCCAGCGCCACCUCCUGAGCGGCGAGUUCGACCAGCUGCGCGACUUCCCCAUCUUUGAGAGCAACUUCGUGCAGGUGACCCGGUUUGGAGAAGUCGCCAACAAGGUCACCAUGGGGGUGGCAGCCUCUAGUCCAGCCCUGGAGCUGCCAGACCUGCUGCUGCUGGCUGGCCCUGACAAGGAGAACGGACGCCUACAGCUCCUCGGGCUGUUCCCCUUGCAAUUCGUGCAGCUGUUUGUCCACGACGAGAGCCGCCAGCAGCUCAAGGUCAAGUUCCGCACUGGUCGUGCCUUCUACCUGCAACUGCGCGCACCGGCAGAGACCCGCGACCGCGAGUUCGGCCGCUGGGUGCGUCUGCUCUACCGUCUGCGCUUCCACUCGCCCGCCUGCGCAGUGCCCUUCACGCACGAGGACACCGCGCCUGAGGAGGAUGAGGAGGAGGAGGAGGUGGAAGAGGAGGAGGAGGAGGGCGAGGAGGGACAGCGGCCCCCGGAGCUCCAAGCCAUAGAGGCAAGACUGGACCCGCAGGUCUCAGAACUCUGGGGACUCUGA
Messenger RNA from Microtus oregoni (creeping vole), 868 nucleotides. It is a transcript of the gene Garin5a, whose product is annotated as family with sequence similarity 71 member E1. The transcript has 4 exons. The coding region runs from base 47 to 868 and encodes 273 amino acids. Gene Ontology annotation, cellular component: nucleus. The record is from RefSeq and is a predicted model, not a curated record. NCBI's taxonomy places the organism in Eukaryota, Metazoa, Chordata, Mammalia, Rodentia, Cricetidae.